Messenger RNA from Dromaius novaehollandiae (emu), 6716 nucleotides. RefSeq names its product pleckstrin homology domain containing A5 (gene PLEKHA5). Gene Ontology annotation, cellular component: cytosol. The transcript is spliced from 29 exons. The record is from RefSeq and is a predicted model, not a curated record. NCBI's taxonomy places the organism in Eukaryota, Metazoa, Chordata, Aves, Casuariiformes, Dromaiidae. Bases 115 to 3909 code for a protein of 1264 amino acids. Gene Ontology annotation, molecular function: phosphatidylinositol-5-phosphate binding; phosphatidylinositol-3,5-bisphosphate binding; protein binding.
CCAAGGUGUUGGCGGCGGCGGCGUGGACGCGCUCGCUCGCUCGUGCCCGCGCCCCCCACCCCCCGCCCGCUCCCCUCCGCUCUGCCCGGCUGCGCGGGUGGCGGCGGCUCGGCCAUGGCGGCGCCGGCGGAGCUGAGCGCGGAGCGGCUGCGGGCGCUGCCCGGCAGCUGGAGUUACGGGAUCAGCCAGGGCGGCCGCGUCUUCUUCAUCAACGAGGAGGCGAAGAGCACGACCUGGCUGCACCCGCUCACCGGAGAGGCCGUGAUCACCGGGCACCGCCGCAGCGCAGACUUGCCCACAGGUUGGGAGGAAGCUUAUACUUUUGAAGGUGCAAGAUAUUAUGUAAAGUCCCUGAUGACUGGAGAAAGGCAAACAGUACAGCCAUCUUCAAAACAAGCGAAAAAGAGAAUCCAAGGAACUACAAGCCUGGUCAGCUUCAGCUCAGUUUCUGGGAACAUUAUGCAGCAAAUUCUCAUAGAAACUGUUUCCAGAUCUGUGAAGGCUGCAAAGAGCCAGUGUGGGUUCAUCAAAGGAAAAUCAUACUUGACCAACUUGAUUGUCGUCAAUGAUGAAUGGCGCUUUGGUCAUAAUGAACGAAAAGUAACCUGCAAACAUCCAGUAACAGGACAGCCAUCCCAGGAUAACUGUAUUUUUGUUGUGAAUGAACAGACUGCUGCAGCUAUGACAUCUGAAGAAAAGAAAGAGCGACCAGUAAGCAUGAUAUGUGAAGCAACUAACUAUAAUUUGACAUCAGAUUAUGCUGCUCAUCCGAUGAGCCCUGUGGGCAGAACAUCACGAUCUUCAAAGAAGGUUCAUAAUUUUGGAAAGAGAUCAAACUCAAUAAAGAGGAAUCCUAAUGCACCUGUUGUCAGACGUGGCUGGCUCUACAAGCAGGACAGUACUGGAAUGAAGCUGUGGAAGAAACGGUGGUUUGUGCUCUCAGAUCUGUGUCUCUUCUAUUACAGAGAUGAGAAAGAAGAAGGAAUAUUGGGUAGCAUACUUCUACCCAGUUUUCAGAUAUCUGUUCUUUCUCCUGAGGACCAUAUUAACCGCAAAUACGCCUUUAAGGCAGCUCAUCCAAACAUGAGGACCUAUUAUUUCUGCACAGAUACAGGGAAGGAAAUGGAGUUGUGGAUGAAAGCCAUGACAGAUGCAGCACUUGUGCAGACAGAGCCUGUGAAAAGAGCAGAGAAGCUAACCACUGAAAACACACCACCUCGAGAAGCAAAUAAUAUUUCAAACCACCGGGUGCUAAUUAAACCAGAGACACAAAAUAACCAGAAAAACAAAGAAGUAAACAAAAAUGAAGAGAAGAAAGCUUUGGAAGCUGAAAAGUACGGAUUCCAGAAAGUUGGGCAAGACAAACCAUUAACAAAAAUUAACAGCGUAAAGCUAAAUCCUUUGGGGUCAGAAUACAGGACCUUACCCCCCAGCACAGUUCAGGCUGGACAGUUCAGGCCAGUUCAUUUAAACGGGUCUGAAAAUAAAGCUAUUGGCGUUGUCCUGGCAGACUCGGGAGAUGGAGGUCAGCACAAUGCAGUUCAGUCACAUAUGGAGUCAGAACGAGUCAUGCAGAGAACCAAUUCAAUGCUGCAGCUGGAACAGUGGAUUAAAAUACAAAGAGGAAAAGGGCAAGAAGAGGAAACAAGAGGUGUAAUCUCGUAUCAAACAUUACCAAGAAACAUGCCAAGCCAUCGACCUCAGGUUUUACCCCGGUACCCGGAAGGCUACAGAACACUGCCCAGGAACAGCAAAGCACGGCCAGAGAGCGUCUGCAGCAUAACACCGUCAGCUUACGACCGGACCAUGGGGCCUGCGACAGCUGAGGAGAAGCGAAGGUCAAUGCGUGACGACACAAUGUGGCAGCUCUAUGAAUGGCAGCAACGUCAGUUUUACAAUAAGCAAACAACUCUUACGAGACACAGUACGUUAAGUAGUCCCAAAACUAUGAUUAAUAUUUCUGAUCAAGCAAUGCAUUCAAUUCCCACCUCACCUUCUCAUGGUUCAAUAGCUGGUUUCCAAGGAUAUUCCCCACAGCGGACCUACAGAUCAGAAGUGUCUUCGCCAGUGCAAAGGGGAGAUGUAACUAUUGAUCGCAGACAUAGGACGCAUCACAUUAAGCAUGUCUUCAUGCCUGACAGAAGGUCAAUGCCAGCAGGUCUGAGUUUGCAGCCUAUUACUCCUCAGAGCCUCCAAGGCAAAACACCAGAGGAGCUCACGCUGCUGCUAAUAAAGCUGAGACGGCAGCAAGCUGAACUGAGUAGUAUCCGGGAACACACACUAGCACAGCUCAUGCAACUAAAACUUGAGGCCAGCAGCCCAAAGAAUGAGAUUCUUUCACAUCACCUCCAAAGGAAUGCCAUAUAUUUGGAUCAUCAGUUAACACAAGAAGAAUGUAGGGGUACACUAUACAAAUGUAGAACUGAAGAGCUGGAUAUUGAUGCUAAGCUUAGCCGUUUAUGUGAACAAGAUAAAGUUGUACAAGCAUUGGAAGAGAAGCUUCAACAGCUACACAAGGAGAAAUACACGCUUGAACAAGCUUUGCUAUCAGCAAGUCAAGAGAUAGAAAUGAAUGCAGAUAACCCAGCAGCCAUACAAAAUGUAGUUUUACAGAGAGAUGACUUGCAGAAUGGACUACUUAGCACCUGUCGAGAAGUAUCUCGAGCUACUGCAGAACUGGAAAGAGCUUGGAGGGAAUAUGACAAGUUAGAGUAUGAUGUAACAGUAACAAGGAACCAUAUGCAGGAGCAACUCGAUCGACUGGGAGAAAUUCAGACUGAGUCAGCAGGGAUACAGCGUGCUCAAAUUCAGAAGGAACUGUGGAGAAUUCAAGAUGUCAUGGAGGGUUUAAGUAAACAUAAACAACAAAGAAGCUCUUCAGAAGCAGGCAUGAUUGGAUCAAGGACCUUUUCAGCUAUUAAGUAUAAAAAUGAGGGUCCUGAUUAUAGGCUUUAUAAGAGUGAACCAGAGUUAACUACAGUAGCAGAAGUGGAUGAGUCUAAUGGUGAAGAAAAGACAGAACAAAUUUCAGAAUCAGAAUCUUCAGCUAAAGGCUCACAUUUUCCCGUGGGAGUUGUACCGCCUAGAACCAAAUCACCAACUCCAGAAUCCUCAACAAUAGCUUCUUAUGUCACUUUAAGGAAGAAUAAGAAGAUAGAUUUAAGAACGGAGAGACCAAGAAGUGCAGUGGAGCAGUUGUGUCUUGCAGAAAGCACUCGGCCUCGAAUGACUGUGGAGGAACAGAUGGAAAGAAUAAAAAGGCACCAACAAGCUUGCCUAAGAGAGAAGAGGAAAGGACUAAAUAUUAUUGGUGUUUCAGAGCAAUCUCCUUCACAGAGCCUGUCUUUUGUCAGAGAUAAUCCUUUUAAGUUGACACAGAGUCGAAAAAAGGAUGAUACUGUACCUAGUAACAUAGAGAGUGCCAUUAAAGAUAAUUUGAAACAAAAUAAUGAAAGUCCUGGAGAAGAAAUAGCACAACUCAAAGAUGAUGGGGCACAAGAACAUAAUUCAGAUUUUACUAAAGAGUUGACAAAAACUGAUGAUCUUUUAUUGGAUACACAUGUUGUGUCUGACUCAAAAGAAGUGAAUAAUGAAGAGAAAGCAGAAAAGGAAAAGAAAAAGAAAAAUAAAUUGGAAGAAACACAUGAUGGUGAUAUAAGCUUGCAGAAUGUGACCACAGUUACAAACCACAAAACUAAAACCCGUUCAGAAGAAAGUGAAAUAGUCAGCGUUCAAGAACAAGAGGGGAUUAUUUCUUCAUUUGAACUAGCAGCACAGUCUUCAAAAGGAAGUCAGACAACAGCAGUGAAAAGUUUGCCUUCUUCACCAGAAUCGUCAUUGUCACCAGCUCCAUCUACACAACCACAGCUCACAGAAGGAUCACAUUUCAUCACUAAUGGCUUCUGUUGAAACAAUUCAUGCCUGAGAUGUAUGGACCUGACCUAUGGAAAUAUGAGAAGAUAUUGUACAGUAUAUUUUAAAUCUAUGAAAUUCAUAGUUCUGAUGCUUUUGGCCACAGAGCAUCAUUUUAUCACUUCCUGGAAAAUGUUUAUUCCAAGAGAGCUUUAAAUGGCCCAUAUGUACACUCAGCAACGUUCAGAUUGUUCUCCUGAUAGCAGCUUGCUGCUAUGAUUUCUGUGCACAUAAAAUAAAGGUUCUUUUUAAUGUGCAGCCUACAGUCAGAACUUUAUUUGAUAUUUUCCUGUAUUUAGUGUUCUUUUAAUGAUGGAUCAUAUAAAUUUGCUUUUUGCUUCUUUUAGAUGCAUAAUAAAUCAGUUAAUUUUACAUAUCACCACUAAACCCUGUUUUACACUUUUUAACACUACUAUGUAUUGUUUUAACAUUUAUUUGUAAAAAUUUUUAUAUAUAUAAAUAUAUAUAUACAUAUAGAUAUAUUUAAAAUGUGCCAUUUUUAUUAUUGCUUAGUAAAAUAUGUCCUGUUUCUGCUGUAAUUAUUUCUUGGUCAGGUUGCGAUGUCAGCAGUUACUGCCACACUUCUGUCAACAUAUACAUUAAUGUUAGUGCUUUUUUUUCUUAAAUAAAAUGGAGCAUAGGUAUUUUGAGGUACUGGGCUUUUCCUUCGUUGGGUUAGGGUGUGUACAGCAAUAAGCAGGUUUUCAAUCCAGUACUUAGUUUGUGUACAAAUGUAAUUAUGUUCAUUGUGUAUAUAUUAUACAAUGAGCACAUCUGAUGUAAGUAUAAGAAGCUACUUAUUAUUGUUCAAAUGCAAAUGUUCAUAUCUCAUUUCUUUUAUAUCAUAUUAAAUAAAUGUUGAUGUUCUUAAGGACUUGUAUGGUUAGUAUUUUUUCCAGCCAACAGCUGUCAUGUGGUAUGUUCCACCUCUCAGUGCGGGGAAUGCAACAGUUCUUAUCUCACUGGCAACAUCACCAUCAACCAGCGUAGCAGUGACAGACUUUUAAGAGAUUCCAGUCUUCCUCUACGACAAAGAAUGAGGCUGCAACGUAGAACACAAAGACAACUUGAAACUGAGAUGCAAGAAAUACAGGUUCAGCUCCUGACUCUCCCAGACUUAUAUCGUGUCAUUGGAGUAAUCACUUAGUCAUUCUGUGCCUCCAUUGCCUGCCUAUUUACAUGAGCGGUAACAGCGAAUGCCAUGUUUAGUAGGGUUAAGGAGAGAAGUAUGAUGAUUCCUUGAGGCUUUGACAUCUGCAAAGCAUCUUCCAGGAACCAAAAGAAAACCUGAAAUAGUUUGUCAAGUGUCAUCGUGCUACAGAUGUUUAUAGCUUCAUUUUUCCAUCUCGCACAGCUGUCUGAAUUUGCCAGAGACCAAAGAGGUUUACAAAAGUGAUGAAAAAUAAUAAGAUUUAAAGGGAAAGCUUUUGAAUCUGGGAUAUAAAGAUAAGAAAUCUUUUAAAGAUUCAAGCGACUGCUGUGUGCUUUGGUGCAUGUGUGUGCCAUAAGUGGUAAGGAAAGUUUCAUAAGAAGAAGAGUGCCAGCUCUUCUUGUGCCUUUUUUCUUUUUUUUUUUUUUCCAUCAUAUAAAUCAUAUCCUGUUAAAGUUAAUCUGAAGGUACUGGAGACUACAUAAUUCAUUGAGCUUUUCCAUAGAGGAGCGCCUGGGUUUGACACGCAGUUUGAAAUUAACUCUUUAUCACUCUAUCCCUAUAAAGUAGGAGGUUUUGUUCCUCUUAUUCUUCUGCCACUCCCAGCUCUGCUCAGUUCUUCCUGGAGUACUUUGCCACGCAGAGACAUAAAGUACAUUUUUUGGUUUUCUUUGAAAAGGCAAGAAAUAGGAGGCUGACAGUUUGGCCAAAUAGUCUUUCCUCCUUUAUUGGAACAGUAGCCCCAGAGUAGUCCAUCCACACAUCCAAAACUGAGUGAGCACAAGGAGCUUGAUUUUUAUAGCUUAGCUAGCUAACGUUUACGUUCAGUGGCACCACUGAAAUACGUGGGGGAAAGCAAAGCAAAUAACAACACACCUUCUUCUCUCCUUAACCCUUAAAGAGAGAUCUGCUCAGCUGUCAAGCUUUGCAAUCUCUUCUUGUCCUUGCUGUCAAGAAAAGAUUUGCAAUCCAUUGAGGAAAGAAUGACUAAGUGGUUUUUGGACAUUUAUAGAACGUGUCUAUGUUUACAGGAGUUGCUGUUUUGGUAUACCUGCAAAGCAGGUACAGUUUAUACUGAGGUUGGGAGAGGGGAGAGGGAUUGUCAAGUUUUUGCUGGUAUAAUUGUUGGCAAAGACAGCAAACAUGAUUUACAGGAAUGUGGCAACACUCAUAGACUGUAUUUUCGCUUCCUGUGGGCACUUGCAGCAAAUAUCUGAAAUUUUAUUGGGUGCUCUCUCUUUUGUUUCUUACAGAAAAAAAAUGUAUUGCUUUGUGUUACCACAGAGCAUCCACUGUCUCUUACCUCAUCAGAAUAACUCAUCCCAGCGGUCAUGCACCUGAGAUAUAGAAAUAAGAGAAUGCUGAUACUGUCAGCUUUCAGGCAUCUAUUUUAAGUUUGUAUCUAGGGUAUUUUUAUAUUUCUGAUUGAUUGCUUUAUUGGCUAUUGCACUGACACUUGUAUAUACAGAACAUGCGCGUUUUUUCAAAAGUAGAGUCCUUAGGAAUAAUGCAACACGUUCUCUACAGAUGUUCAUGCUCUUCAGAACCAAUUACAUCUAUUUUUGUCUUUUGUUCACCAUUUGCAUUGUUCCAAGACUACUACAGAAUGUGAUUCUUAAGUCCCUUAAUAAAGUGACAUUACUCAAAAAAGUUA